UGUUGAUCUUCUUGAUUUUGAUUUUUGUUCAUGGACACCUCUUAGGAGGGGUGACAAUUAUCAGAAAAUAUCUAUAUGAGGCAUCCUCAUUCUUGUCUCUUGCAAGUGUUAAAUUCUAUAUCCUGGAUAGUUUUGUUCCAAGUGAAAUGGUUCUUUGAUCUGGCUGCUUGGAUUUUUGUUUGCCCUUUUAAUUGGAAGACAUGAAUCUUCUAAGCAUCUUGAUCCCAGUCAUUUCUUUGUUCUGUUGAUUAAUUCUAGUACUUGAGGUGCUAGAUCUUGACAUCCUGAUUGUAUUUGCUCUUGAAUCCGUGUUCUGUUUGUCAUUAUUGAAAUCUCUUUUGUGGGCAUAAUCCUUGAAUUCUAUUGUUUAUUUCAUGGUUAACUUUUGUCUCUCAAUUUUGACUGCUUGGUUAAAUUUGAUCUUGAUUAUUGGUGAAUGCCAUUUUGUUGUUGAAUUUUGAGGCAUUCUACCUUGCACUCUUGUGUUCCAGUAUUCUUCCAAGCAUUCAUAUUUUCCAUUGAUUUUAUUCUGUUGCAAUUCUUGAGAUUCUCACAUGUCUUUUGAUGGUCCUAGCUUUUAACUCUUGUUAAUUGCUAAAAUUUGCCUCUUGAUUUCAGUUGCUUUGUUAAACAUGAUCUUGGUUCUGGUUGACCUUGUUUUGUGGCAGAAUUUAUAAGGCAUCCAUGUACUUGUUCGUUCAUUCAUAAUCCAUAUAUCCAUUGGAUGCUUAUCCGUCUUUGAUAGAGUUCAAAGUUUUGUUGUAUUCGUCUUUAAAUCCAUGCUAUUCUUUGUCAACUCGUCUUGUGUUGGGUUCAAAGCGUAACCCCACAACUGUUUCUUUUGUGGCCUUGGCAGGAUUUAUUUCUAUUCCUUGUGCUUUCCGUAUUACCCCAGCCUCUAGUAGCUUAUUUGACGGCAAAUCUUGUUAAGUGAUUAGUGUUCUGCUUUUUAAGAUUAGUUGUGAUUUGAUAUCAUUGUGGCGCAACGGAAGCGUAGUAGGCCAUGUCUGUUCAUAGAAAGUGAGUGAGGCAUUUGUUUGCCUCGGAUUGGGUAAAGCCAUUCACCACUUGAUAUGGUCCUCAAUUUGAGUUUUGGGGACAAAACUCCUUUUUAGGAGGGGUGAGUGUAAUAUCCCAAAUUUUCGGGAAUAUUUAAGUGUAAGUUACGGACUAAAUUGUGAGAAAAUAU
Molecule: messenger RNA, 1189 nt
Organism: Rubroshorea leprosula
Lineage: Eukaryota; Viridiplantae; Streptophyta; Magnoliopsida; Malvales; Dipterocarpaceae
Source: the annotation of a GenBank genome assembly